Radiomyces spectabilis is the source of this 2934-nucleotide messenger RNA. RefSeq lists its product as uncharacterized. The transcript has 2 exons. The coding region runs from base 313 to 2694 and encodes 793 amino acids. The record is from RefSeq and is a predicted model, not a curated record. Lineage: Eukaryota; Fungi; Mucoromycota; Mucoromycetes; Mucorales; Radiomycetaceae.
GCUUCUUUCUUAUUUUUGCUACCAGCCGGAUAAAAGAAUGCUGCGUCUUGCUCCCUUUCUCCUGCUACGGCCAGAGUUGUCUCCCCACGAUAUCCAUCUUUCCCCCCCCUUUUAUGCCAUUAAAGGCCCCGUUUCUCAAUCUCUUUCUUCUCCAUUCAUCAUCCAUUACCUUUCCUUUCUGUCAGAACGAAAAUCACCCAUCUAAACGAGCGGUCGUUAUCUUAUUCCCUUACUAUUGUCCAUCCUUUCCUUUCACGUCUUAUAACCUAAAAUUACACCACUCAACAGUAUCUUACUUUAAAUUUCAAGACCAUGGGUGAAAAUAGUGUUCCCGCUUGGGCGCUGGCUGUCAUAGCUGUUCUCUUGAUUUCAUUUGUACUUGUAGCGGGAUUGUAUUUCAUUCGAAAGCGGGCUCGCCGAUCUGGGGUCGUGGAUAUCGCUGAAAAGACGGAUAAGAGAACGUCGUUGGCUACGUUACGAACAUUAGUUGCGUCCAAGCACGCAGACUAUGCCAAAGAAUCCACCGUGGUCGCUUCCAACUCUAUAUCCAUAUUACCCACGGCUUCCGUUCAUUCCAUGCACAGCAAGGAAAGCAAAAAAUAUCCCAUGCCCGAUACCGACGAUAGACACCCUUACGAUAUUACAAACGAAGACAUUCCCGAGCCAGUGCGUCCCGCCCCCAUGAAAAUUUCCUUACCAUUGCCUCCACCCUCCACGUCGCUAUUUUCAGAUAAAAUGGAACUGAAUUCCGACGAAGCGAAAGAGUUGUUCGAAAUGUACAUGAAAGCCAGUCAAACGGCGCAAGAUAAGAACAAAGAUGGUCAUGUUGUGGUUGAUAUGGAUGGCAAACAGCCCUUUUAUUCCGCCAUGCAGUCUAAAGCGGCUACCAUUAAAAGCACUUUACGUCAAUCGAUCCGUCGCAAGUCACUCAAGCCACCUUCCACCGUCCCGGUGAUGCAAAUGUUUGCUUCACCCUCGGCUUCCGCCCUGAGUACAAACGAUAGACGACGCUCUAUGAGUCGACAAUCGUCCAGUGAAUCGCACCCACAAAAAUCCUCCACGUCCAGCAGAGUAGUGGCAUCGUCAUCCUCGUCUGCUAAUAUGUCCAUCGCCCAUCUUCCUUCCGCAGAUACAGGCACCAAUAAAACCAUGAUGGACGAUUCGAUCAAAGACUACGCGACCGCCCGUGAAACCAAUGUGCCAUUAUCGGUGGAAACUGAAUCCUUAUCAGUGGAAAAAGACCUUUGCUUGGCAUCGCCGGUUCGGGCCAAGGAUAGCUGUCCAAUGACAUCUGAAGAUAGACCGCUCGGUAAUGACGAUCACACCAUGGAUGCAGCACGACGGGUAAUUCGAAGUGCAUCGAGAAAAGCAAAAACACGAUCCGCCGCCAAUCCGGGGGAUUCACCGAAACCCCAUUCUCCUCAUCCAGAAAGUAUUCCGGCCAUCCCGUCUCCAACACAUCACAGUGCUAAAGUGACCGAAUCGUCUACAAGCUAUUUCUCGAGUGUUCGAAGUCGCAAUCCCCAUGUCUUCAACACCCUGACUUCUAGAACUCCCGACGAUACAGAUUAUCCCUUGCCCAAGACCGAUAUCAGCAGUACCAAGCCAAGUGCGAAAGACAUUAGUGAUUGGUGGUCGCCGGACAAUAGUUCUCACCGUGCCACAGAGAAGGUGGAUGUCGUGGAUAGCCAAAAAUCCAAAAGCGGCCAACGUGCCUUGGUUCCCAGUACCAGUCCAUCUGGUUUAGCGACAAUUUCAGGCAAGACCGCCGUAGGACUCCUGGAUGCACAAAAUCAGGAGUCACCUUUACAUAUGGAAUCCAAAAAGGCGAGUACCAUAGGCCGCGGUGCAGCUAAAUUGUCGACAAUGCAAUCCUCUGUCCGAGGGGCACAUUCACUGCGUAAUAUGUUCGAUCCUCGUGGACCAAGCGGUAGUCGAGUCCCAGCAAGAUCAGCGGGGGAACCAAAGACAGCUCGAAAGGCUCCUGACGCACUCGAUCGGCCAUCCGUGGAAAGCGUAUCUGAGGACCUCAAGCAAACCGCGGCCGAGAUUCCUUCAUCGCCCCAUAAAGAACAACCAGCGGCAUCCUCGACGACUCCUGCCAGUAAAAAGCAAUGCGGAAACAACGUAGAUACUAUUCGACGCAUGCUGCAAGCUACAUGGAAUGCGAAUAACCUCAAGGAAAGUGGAUCCAUGUCAAGCCUUGGUUCAUCCGAAGCCAGUGGUAGUUUCCGUUUAGCAGUGUCGCCUCCUGGUAGCAUCAAUCCACGGCAACUCAAUCACCAUUUGGUGUCGCUAUCGCUCAAAGCGCAACAGCAAAGCCAUCGACGACCAGCUAUGCCUGCAGGAUUUAUGGGUGGGGAUGAUUUUAUCAUCCAAGCGCCGGCGCCUACCGCCUCGUUUUCGUCCUCUACUGUUCGUACAAUGAUCCCAGCCGAAGAACAAGUCUCGGGCACGGAAGCUCUUUCUAGUGGACCCGAUGACAAGAACCCAGCCGUGCCCAGCAAUAAACAUGACCACUCGAAUAGCAGUGAACGAUUUGGUACCUUACGAUCCGAACGGCUGCGUUCCCAGAAUCAACGAGCAGGCAUGCCAUGGUCCGAUAAUGUCGGUAAAGACAACAAAACACCGGCACAACGUGAGCGAGACCAGUAUAUGCGCGCCAUGGAUACCCAAAGAAGAAAGUGGACUUAGGAUAUAAAAAAUGCCACUAUUGCACCCUAUGCAUCAUUUGAGUUAUAUCGACUGGAGCCAAGCAUUCAUCCUUAAUUUACUAGACAUUAAAAAUGAUUUUUGAUAUAAUGCUCUUCAUCUUUUGUCUCACUUUCUUCUCUUGUCAGCACAAAAAGUGUGUAAUUACCGAAACGCUGAUACAUCCAAUAUUUUAAUAUCUCGUAUUUUUAUUGAUCUAUAGCAUUGUAAGGUUGUGAAAAC